AUUGUUAUUGUACUAUGGACGAUGUUUGUUUUUGGACUUGUCACCGCGAUCCUAUUUGAUAUGCAAUACUUCGGAAAAUAUAUAUACGGUCAUUUCGAGCGCGAUAUUUUCGAUAAAACGGAUUAUCUGAUCUUGUAUAUUGCUAUGCUGCUGGGCAUCAUUGCACUGGUUUUACUCUUUGUCGUCAAUAUAAUAUUAACUGUAGGCGUUUGUCGAAGAGCUAGAAAGAAUCGUGAAUAAAAUUAGUGAUAUCUAUAAUAUGCAGCGUAUUAAAUCCAUGAGUUCAAGUGAACGGCACCAACUAUGCGGAACUUGCGCUAAAUUUGUUUGUCUCUACAUUUACUGCAUAAGAAUAAAGUGGGAUCGUUAUCUCUUUUGAGAGAUCAACCCAAAACCUAACUCGCAUAAAAGUGAUAUUUUCGAAUAUAUCGUUGAUUUGGGUCUCGCUUCGAUUGAAGAUAAAAGUCAUGUAAAUAAAACUAUUUUAUUUAAACGUUUUAAGAGCACUUCUAAACGUUGUCCUCAUAAUCUCAAAUCGUGCUAUUUGAUUUAGAUUGGGAGAGAGGAGCAAUUUUGAACCCACUAUAUCUGGUGAGAAAAUGAGACAGAUGAGACAGAUCGACUUUGCUAAGGUCCGUUAUUUGCUAUUUUUAGCGCCAACCAGAAUUUAAACGAUAACAUUGUGGUAAUUGGAAGUUGAAUUCAGAGUUCUGGACAUCCAAUAACCGAAUAUCGACUCAUAUACUCAAAAUCACUCUUGCACGCUCUGAAAGUAAACUACUCAUAAUAGGUACAUGUAUAGGCAAAUGGAUGGUAUUUUUGGCAAAGAAAGCUUUGCCUUUCAAGGACCUCGAGGAAAUAACUGGUGUCGACGUUAAACGAAGCGUAACUAGUCGUAUACAUACAAACGACUAUAUGUGAGGUUCACCUAGGAAAUAUUUGGAUGUCGCGUGAAAUAUAAAGCAUCGUUAUCGAGGGCAUUAUUGUUGUUAUAGCUCUUAUCUAAACCCUGUUUGGAGGAAAACUAAGUGGGACAGCAAACGAACUGUUAUUUGCUUGUUAUUUUUAAGAUAUUUGCUUGGACUUCAUUGUGUUGGACUCGUUUAGAGGUCUGGAUGCGCCACCCGCCAGUGUUACGGCGGUCGUACAAAAUCGGAUCGGAUUCAAAGACACUUGACGACGGAAAUUGCAACAUACGAACAUUACGCACAUGUAUGUAUGUAUAUAAUAUGACAACAUUGUUAAAGCAACAACAAUAUAAGGCCCGCACGUACUCGUUACUCGUUGAAGUAAGCACCAAAAUUUGUUAAUAUUUACAAUAUGCUAUACUUUAAAAAAGAAAUUAAGAACAAAAAAGCAAAAACUUCUGGAAUUAGUGUUAACAAGUGGCAAAAGCAUUUAAACUCUAAAAUUAUUCUCUACACAGUAAUAUUUCAGUUAAAAUAUACAUAAAGUAAAUUUAUUUUAUAAAAAAUCCCCUAAUAUUUUCAAAAUAAUUGUUAAAAAUCACUGUAAAGCCUUAUAUAACCUACAAAUCAAGGCGGCGAAAUUGUGAGACGUUUGUUGAUAAAAAGUGAAUUACAAAUAUAAAAAACUAGUUGUAAAGCUGUACAUACAAACAUUUGUGAAUAAAAAUAUUUAAA
Molecule: messenger RNA, 1643 nt
Organism: Bactrocera oleae (olive fruit fly)
Lineage: Eukaryota; Metazoa; Arthropoda; Insecta; Diptera; Tephritidae
Source: RefSeq, a predicted model, not a curated record